Molecule: messenger RNA, 4506 nt
Organism: Fulvia fulva
Lineage: Eukaryota; Fungi; Ascomycota; Dothideomycetes; Mycosphaerellales; Mycosphaerellaceae
Exons: 2
Coding region: 1-4506 (1501 amino acids)
Molecular function (GO): protein heterodimerization activity
Source: RefSeq, a predicted model, not a curated record
AUGGCAACCUCAUCAUCAGCAUCAGCAUACCAUUCCCACCAUUCCCAUUCCCACUCCCACUCCCGCGCAGAGACGCCCGUCUCGCCUCUCGUCUCCGACUUCCCACUGCCCGGCCACAGCAACCACCACACGCCGAGCAGCAGCAAUGCCUACUCGAGGUUCAACAGCAAUGUCCACGAUCUGAGCCCGCUCAGCGGCACUCCACCCAUCAUGUCGCCCAGUCCCAGCAUCUCGAGCUACUCCAACUCCACCUGGACGAGUCAGCUGCCUCUCAACAUCGCCACUGUCCACCCGCCGCCAGCAUAUGUAGCGCAGUUCGGCGCAGCGCAAGUGGUCAGCGAUCGCAAGCGGCGAUUCAGCGAUGAUGAGGACGACGAUGUGCGCACAACCAUCAGCUCGAUGCGGGAUGAUGUGCAGUUCUCGCAGCCGGCUCUGAUCCUCGCCAAUGCCUUUCUCGACCAGCUCUUGUACAGCUUUCUGGCCAACGCGCGCUCCACUACGCUCACCGCCCUGCGCCCAGCCGUCAUCGAAGUGCUUAAAUCACGAUUGGCGACCGAGGCCAUCGCGAGCGCAGAAGAAGAGCUGCAGGAGCUGCUGGCGGGCGGCGACGAUGAGGAAGAGGAGAUGAACCAUCGACAGACGCUUGCUGAGCGGCAGCGCAAAUGGGACACUGAGCUCGUCUGGAAACGCACCCGGCUCCGGGUCAUGGUGUACAUCCGUCUCGGUGAGAUGGAGGACGACGACGAAGAGCGCUAUGUCCGCGAGAACGAGCUCUUCCAGGGUGCCGACAGGCGCUUCUCGCAGUCGUCGGGGUUAGUGUCAUGGGCGGCUGCCAUUUUCUUGACGUCCGUACUGGAAUAUGUAGCCGAGCAAACAUUGCAGGUCGCCGCCCAAGCAGCCGAUUCUCGUGCUCGGCGUCAGUGCAGAAACCCGCGCGCGCCCACGUCUGCUUUUGGCAUGGUGUCACCCGUGGAUGGUGUGACAGUCGAGGAUUAUGACAUGGAGAAGGUUGCACUAAACUCUGGGCUCGGGCGACUCUGGCGUACAUGGCGGAAAUCUUUACGCUCCAACGCAAACGGAGCUCCUCUUUCACCUGCAACCACAUCGAGUAACAAUUUCUCACGCCGCCUGAGUCGCGACAUCUUUGGUCCAGGGCUCAACCCACGGAGCAGCUUCGGCACUGGUCCUGAUGCACUCUCCGUCAUGGAGGAUUCUCGGCGACCUUCGCUUAUGACAACCGACAAGGAUGUCACCCAGGUAGCUGAAGAUGGUGUAGAAGAGCUGCCAGAAGCAGGUUAUCCUGAACAUGUGCUUGCAGCAAACAUCCCGCUUCCGAUUGGCGAUGAGGUUCGCGAUGUGGACGAAAUCGAGGUGCCCGGCCUCGCAAGGGACCCAGAUGUUCCUGAGAUCGACCACGAGAGCAUGGCGGUAGCAGCUCUCCCAAAACGCCGGAACAGCUUUUCCAGUCAUGCGAACUUCAUGCUUAUGGACAAGCCUGUGCGCGAUACGACCGCGACUCUGGAGACACCUGAAACGAAGCUACCUGACGUGGGAGCUUCGAAGAAGCCAAUCCUGACUCGCAAACGAUCGGCAUCUGUUCCUAUGCGCAUCCCAGGCGCAUUUCCUGUCUUCGAAGAGCCCAUUGCGGAGGAGGCGGUCGAGCAUUCCGAGGCUACAGAGCCAGUGUCGGAAGAUGCUGUCAAGGCAGAUCCGAAGCCAGAGCAGAAAGCGAACGCCGUUGAGAUGGCUAUUCACAAGCGAAAGGCAUCACAAUCUCCAGACGCGAAGUCUCUCGAAGAUAAGGUUGUUCAGGAAGACCCUGUCAGUGAGGUUACCGAUGCAAAGGAUACCCACAAAGGCGUAUUGGGUCUUGCAGCUGCAGGUAGCGCUGCAGCGGCAGCGGCGGCAUUGUCAGCAGUAUAUGGCGCAAGUCCCAAUAAGAAGACGAAGAGGCAGAGUAUGCCGCCUGUGGAGACCGACAUCGAGCAGCGCGAGCAACAGAAGAAACGCAACAACAUGAAGCGCCUCAGCGUACCUGUGGCCGUCAGGACCCUAUCGUGGCAGAAAGUGCAGGACCAGGACGAACCUCAAACCGCCCGACGAGUAUCCUUAAGUUCUCCCAACACCCCUCCUACAAUUGUGCAAACGCACUCGAGCUCGACGGUGACGUCGCCCAUCCAAGAGACGCUCGACGAUGACAGGAGCAGCGAGAAGACUUCUCAACAAGCAAGCGCUACGCCGCGGUAUAUAGCUUCAGGUGCUGGUCCGGACCAAGAAAGCAGCAAAGAAGAGCCAGUUGACAUUGGAGUUGCGAGGACAUCGGACACGGCAGUGGCUUCGCCAAAGCCAGAUGAUUCGUCAGAGGAGUUUCGCUACGCAAGGGAUCGAGACAGUUACACAAAUCCCAAUCCUCGGCGACCUUCCAGGCUGUUCAUUGGCACCCAGCCAGUUGAAGCGGUGCCCACAAAGACAGACAAUCCACCUGCCCAGGCACAGAAAACGGAAGAUUUGCCGGUCACGUCGCCAGAGGCGUUCUUGUCCAAACGAUCUCUCGCAGUGUCACCGAAAGUGAAAGAGGCUGCUGAAAAAGCAAAGGAGCAGACACCAACGCACGACCUUCCAGAUGGAGAUGUCAAGCCGACUACUCAUGCUAUCACAACUGGCAAGAGUGGCAGUAGUCCACAACCUUCGCCUGGCGUGGAAAAGAUUCCGGAGAAGAGCGAGAAUUGGGUACCACACUCGAAGAAAUCUGCAUCAGUCUCCGAAGCUGCAGCACCACCUGCGUCUGUGCAGCCUGCAGUACCGAAGAUGACUGUCGUCAAGAAGAAGGAAGCUCCGUUCAAGGAGGAAGCGGUCGUUUCACUGACCAGUGCAAGCAUCAAAGGUCCAGAAGACUUUGAGAUGUUCGUGCAAGGCGGUGACACCGUCAAGUACACACUUACGCCAGAGAACGUGCGUGAUGAUCCUUCGCCAAUCGAUGCAGUCCCAAUUCGAAAAGCGGCACGGAACCACGAACGAAGCACUUCCGCACCACGAAAGCAGUCACCAUCUGCAGAAACCAGGACUGGAAGGAGUCAAUCCUCCAAGCACAUCACAUCGGCUUCACCUUUACCGCCAGACACGGAUGACGAUCACCGACCGCGUAAAGACAGCGACAAGCGAAGGUCGAUCAGCCGGCCACCCGUACGCAACGUGAGCGCACAUCGCAGGAGCGGACUCAUGGCUCGAGAACCACAAGUCUUGACAGAGUCUACGAGGGACUUCGCCGACUUUAUCAGAUCGACGGGACCUUCAAAAGAGCAAGAAGUCAUGCCCAUCCUCAACAACAGAUCUACAACUUCACUACACUCAUUGCUCAACGGCUCUCGGUCAUCUUCGCCAGGUGCCGCAUCAGCUCGAAGUUUGAACAGAUCAACAUUCUCGAAAGAUCCCAUUCCGCCAUUACCAGCGAUGCCUAGCAAGGGCAAGGGCAACAUGCAAGCUCGGGGAGCUACUACGAAUGCUGAUGGUAGCACCUCGGAGCUGAUCGACUUUAUAAGGAGUGGACCGAGCAGCAACGGCCAGGGAGAUAGGCAGCAUCGAAUCUCGCGUACUGUCGCACCGUUCCGGACGACUAUGGAUAGUGACCAAGCCGACGAAUGGGGCGAGAGAUUGGUCGCACAGCCAGACUUAAAGCUCACGAACACUACGCAAAGUGCACCAAGCCUCAAGAGUGCAUCUUCCGUCAAGUCCUCGCAUAAGACGUCUGCGAACUCAAGAGCACCACUCCUCAGUCAGACUACCACGAAUGAGAAUGUGCAGCCAACGCACAACGGCGUCCCUCCGAGACUGUCUUCGAUGCCCAAGCAAGCUGAAGGAGGUGCGCCAGCGCCCAAACGCUACCGCAACAAGGACCCCUACGCCAUCGACUUCGACGACGAUGAUGAAGAUGAUGACCUCUUGAAAGCCCUUCCGAAGAACGCACGUGUCCGUGAAGAAGAGAGUUUGAUAGACUUCCUGAGGAAUAGCGAGCCUCCAGCCAGUCACACUCCUCGGACCGCCAGUGCGCCGGCUGGUCGACGACAAGGCAGCACCUCUGGCAUCAAGAACUUCAGCUCAGACGCUGUAAGUCUAGACCGUUCAGGCUCAGCUUCCAGCCGUGAUGGCGGCCGUCCAGCAAAGCAAGCCUGCACAUACACCGUGGGCAACGCUCCCGCUCCGCCACGGUCAGGAGGCACCACCUCAGUCGCUAUUGGUGGACUUGGUAAACCUCCCCCACCGAAGAUGCAAGCCCGCGGCUUCGGCAAACAACAAGAUGAUGGCGGCAUGCAAGAUCUUGCCGAUUCCCUACGGAGCUCUGGACCCAGUACACCGACUCAACCAACGCCGAUUGCCACGAAACUAAACCAAACAUCAUCGAGAACAUCGGUCAGGACUGAUACUUCGAAGAAGUCACGGCGAAGUAGUUUCUUUGGUCUCUUCUCGAAAAAGUCGAACUCGCAGCAGGCUCAAUACCUUGACAUGUAG